This is a messenger RNA of Bombina bombina (fire-bellied toad), 2742 nucleotides long. Its product is annotated as tyrosine-protein phosphatase non-receptor type 9. The coding region runs from base 193 to 2202 and encodes 669 amino acids. The transcript has 13 exons. Gene Ontology annotation, biological process: protein dephosphorylation. Gene Ontology annotation, molecular function: protein tyrosine phosphatase activity. NCBI's taxonomy places the organism in Eukaryota, Metazoa, Chordata, Amphibia, Anura, Bombinatoridae. The record is from RefSeq and is a predicted model, not a curated record.
GCAAGUUGGGCAGCGCGUUUGUCGCUCUGACGUAUACACUGGCGCUGUGUUGCUUUGCGGGGCCGGAGAGACGCAGAGUCAGAGCCGCUCCCAGAGCUGUGUAUGUACCGAGACCCUGUGGGGCAACCUCACGACCGCUAGGAAAACUAGGAGGAGCCCGGAUGUGUGCGGGUACCGGAGCCGCGAACCAUCAUGGCGGAGAAACAGCUAACGGCCCAAGAGGAGCGGGCAAUAGAAGAAUUUCUGGCAGAGCUGAAAAAUCGGGAACAACCACAAGUGGUUUCUGUGCCUCCAAACACUGCUGUGAAAUUUUUAAUGGCUCGGAAGUUUGAUGUUUCUAGAGCAAUUGAUUUAUUUCAAGCAUACAGAAACACAAGACUUAAAGAAGGGAUCUAUAAUAUUAACCCUGAUGAGGAACCUUUGCGUUCUGAAUUGCUGAGUGGCAAAUUUACAGUUUUGCCAGGAAGAGAUGCAGAUGGAGCUGCCUUAGCUUUGUUCACUGCUAGACUUCAUCGACCGGAUGUUACCACGCAUAAAGCCGUUCUGCAGGCUAUUAUCUAUCAGCUGGAUAAAGCCAUUGAGAGAUGGACAUCUCUGAUUCAGAGUAUACGUCUUGGUGCAUUUCCUGCAAGACUGAAGUGUGUCUUUAUUGUAUCAUCUCCCCUUUGGUUUCGAGCUCCAUUUGCCGUUUUGCGGCUCUUUGUCAGAGAAAAGCUGCGUGAAAGGGUGCGAACAGUGAAAGCACAUGAACUUGUAAACCACAUACCGAAGGAGUCCUUGCCGGAGCAUUUUGGCGGUACAUCAAAAAUAAGCCAUGUUGCUUGGAUCCAGGCAUGCGUCAAUUCAAGGCAUGGACAAGAAAAUGGGGACUGCAUGGACCAUCUGUUUGUUAUAUAUGCAACAGAGCAGAAUCCUGUGAGUGACAGGCUUAACUCUAACUGCACACAUCAGAAUGUGACUGAUAAUACCAGACUCAUACACAAUCAUUACCAUGAAAACAGGACUAAAAAUUAUGCCGAAGCACACAGAUUAAGUGGCUGUGUGCACUGGAAUGGUUCUGCAGUCAGUGGCAACUUUGACUGUUGUGACAAAAGCUCUGGUGCUAACACAAAUUGUAGGAGACCUCCUCCUCAAUCAGAAACUCCCCCGGACACACCUUUGUAUAAACAGCCUGCUGACAAUCCAUCCAUCCCACCUUUACCCCAGAAAUCUCGGCCGCUGCCUGUAGGCAUGGAGAUGUCAAUACACAUGCCAGAAGAAGGUGGGAUGACUGUACUUGGUCUGGUUCAAUACGUUAAAAGAAUGAAAAAAAGGGGAAUUUUUCAAGAAUAUGAAGAAAUAAGGAAAGAACCACCAGUUGGGUCUUUUGAUAUUUCAAAAAAGCCCUAUAAUCAAGCAAAAAAUCGAUACAGUGAUGUUCUCUGUUUGGACCAGUCUAGAGUUAAGCUUGGUCUUGUUGGAACAGAUGAGACAACCGACUACAUUAAUGCCAGUUUUAUGGAUGGAUACAAACGCAAAAACGCAUAUAUUGCAACUCAAGGUCCCUUGCCAAAAACAUUUGACGAUUUCUGGCGAAUGGUGUGGGAACAAAGUGUCUUAAUAAUUGUGAUGACAACACGGGUGAUUGAAAGGGGGCGAAUAAAAUGUGGACAAUAUUGGCCUUUAGAAGCUGGAAGAAGUGAAGAUUCAGGACAUUUCAUUAUACGAAACAUACAUAUAGAUCUCUUCCAAGACUUUAAGCUUACCCACUUGGAUUUAUACAACAAACAGACAGAUGAGAGCCGGAGUGUUGCCCAUUAUCAGUACAUGAGUUGGCCGGAUUUUGGUGUGCCUAAGUCUGCUUCAGCCAUGCUUGAUUUCCGAUCUCAAGUAAAGCAGCACCAGGCAGUGGCUGUACAAACUUUAGGAUUAGAAUGGACUGGACAUCCUGCAGGGCCUCCAAUUGUCAUUCACUGCAGUGCCGGGAUUGGGAGAACAGGUACAUUUUGUACCUUGGAUAUCUGCCUGUCACGACUGGAAAACAUUGGAACAGUAGAUGUGCUACAGACGGUGAAAAGAAUGCGAUCACAACGAGCAUUCAGUAUUCAGACAUGGGAUCAAUAUUAUUUUUGUUAUAUGGCUAUCAUUGAAUACGCACAAAGAAAAGGUCUUCUUGCCCCUGUGGAAUGGUCAGACACUGACUUUGAGACUGAUAGCGAGUGAAUAUUCACGCUUAAUGGUACGAAAGUUGAACAUGGGAGAGUCCCUGGCAGUUGCUUCAUGCAAUUUAAGCUUGCUGAUGCUGGAAAGCUCUGUCGCCUACUGUGUACUUGUGGUUUGCAGAUCGGUUCAGUACUCAAGAGUUUGGAACUAUUAAAGCGCUGGAAAGUGUCAUAAUUUAUUGUAGCAUGAAAUUACAAUGGAAUUACUUGCACACAGUUUUCUAGACUUGAAGUUAACUGUAAUAUGUUUUUUUUUCUUUUGCUGUUGUCCACGGAAAGAAUAGAGUAUGUAAAGUGUCACAUACCCCCUUUGUAAAAUGUGUAGUACCUUGUAGAUUUGUCUGAUCCUUUUAAGGAUUUCUGUAAAUUGUAUUGUGUUCUUUAAAUAUUACUUCAAAGUUUAACAUUCAACAACCAAUGUUACCAAGUACAAGUCUUUCACCUGGUUACUUUGGCACUAUUGUAUAUUUCUGUAUAGCUUAUUGUUUUGAAAAGAAAAUACAAGUUACAAAGAUAUGUAUUAAAGAUUAUGCUGAGUUAA